UGAGCUUCCACCCGGAAGUUGGCGCAGAAGGAGUGGGUGGUAACUGGAAGCCGGCAGUAUUUGAAUUUUUUUUAAUGCAUCUAUUUCCGAGUCAGGCUUCUUAGUGACCCUAGAUCCUUCACCUUGAGCACACCUGAGAUGCCUUGGAAAAGGGGGAUCCAGUGUUUGGGGGCCAGGGUUGUUCUCAAUGGGAGGGCAACCCCAUGGCAGCCCAUCAGUGUCAGUUGCACCAGCCACAGGAGGGAGCAGCUGGCAUCUCUCCAAAAAGAGAGUGUCCCUUGCCAGAGGAAAUGCUCAGUAUGGGAAGGAAGCCCCAUCACAAACCCUUCAGGUUGUUCAGCUGGUCCCAGUGUAGGGCAUCCCCGCCUGAUUCAUCAGACUGCAUCAUCCCGAGGCCUGACAAUGGAGGACAUCCAGAAAGCCAGGGAAUCUCGGCCCAAGAAAGACCCGGAGAGCAUGGUAAAAGUGAGGCAAAAGCUUAGUGAGAGGGCCCGGGAGCGGAAAGUGCCAGUGACACGCGUUGGGCGCUUUGCAAACUUUGGAGGGCUGGCUGUGGGUUUGGGACUUGGAGCCUUGGUGGAAGUGGCAAAGAACUCUUUUAAUGGAGAGCAAAAAUCCAAAGAUGGCAGCUUAUUAGAAUCCAGCCCCUUCCUAUCAGAGGCCAAUGCGGAGCGGAUUGUGGACACUCUCUGCAAGAUGCGUGGGGCAGCCCUCAAGAUUGGCCAGAUGCUCAGCAUUCAAGACAACAGCUUCAUCAGUCCUCAGCUGCAGCGAAUCUUCGAGCGUGUGCGUCAGAGUGCAGACUUCAUGCCACCCUCUCAGAUGACGGGGGUGCUGGUGGAAGAACUAGGCACUGACUGGCGGGACAAAGUGGCCUCUUUUGAGGAAACACCUUUUGCAGCCGCCUCCAUUGGACAGGUGCACCUUGGAGUGUUGAAGGAUGGGACGGAAGUGGCAAUGAAGAUCCAGUAUCCAGGUAUUGCUCAGAGUAUCCGAAGUGAUGUGGAUAACCUUCUCUCCAUACUCAAGAUGAGUGUCGCACUCCCCGAAGGUCUCUUUGCAGACAACACUCUGCAAGUCCUGCAGAAGGAGCUGGAAUGGGAAUGUGACUACGAACGGGAAGCUGACUGUGCCAGGAGGUUCAGGCAGCUUUUGGAAGGAGAUCCCUUCUUUGAGGUGCCAGAGGUGAUCGAUGAGCUCUCCACCAAGAGAGUCUUAUCUAUGGAGCUGAUUGAGGGGGUCCCCCUUGACCAGUGCCAGGCUCUCGACCAGGAGGUCCGCAACGAGAUCUGCUCGCACAUCCUUCGCCUGUGUCUCCAGGAGCUGUUUGAAUUCCGUUUCAUGCAAACCGAUCCAAACUGGUCUAAUUUCUUCUAUGAUGCUAAGAGGCACAAGGUUACUCUGUUGGACUUUGGGGCCAGUCGAGACUUCAGCAAAGAGUUCACAGAUGAUUACAUUGAGGUGGUGAGAGCGGCUGCUGACGGGGACAGGGCCAAAGUCCUCCAGAAAUCCAAAGACCUUAAAUUCAUGACGGGAUUUGAGACCAAGGUGUUUGAGGAGGCACACGUGGAUGCUGUGAUGAUUCUGGGGGAGGCCUUCUCCACCCACGGUCCCUUCAACUUCGGCACCCAGAACACCACUCGGGGCAUCCAGGACCUCGUCCCGGUGAUGCUGAAGCACCGCCUGAGCCCUCCGCCGGAGGAGAGCUACUCUCUGCACCGCAAGAUGGCUGGCUCCUUCCUCAUCUGUGCUCGCCUUGGAGCCGUCAUCCCCUGCCGGGAGAUGUUCGAAAAGGCUUAUGCCCAAUAUGUUGCACGGGGACGAGAUGCCGCAUUGGUGGAAGGGUCAUAGUGCAAGACAGCAGCUUUGUGGCUGUGAUAUGUUAUUAUUCUGAAAUGGACUGGAAGGGCAAAAGUAUUUCUACCGCACUGAGAUCAAGCCUAAUUGUUGGACCCGAUCCUACAGCACGUUGUCUCGAUUGUGGUGCAGAAUCUCUCCCCGCCAGUCCGCUUUUGUACCAGCUGCUGACUUGACACACUCCAGGACUGGAUUCUGGGCUGCCUUGGCAUUUGCUGCCUUGUCUACUUUUAUCUUUUCUGGUUUUACUGUUCAAAGCUAUUGGGACCUCUCUUGAAUCAAGAAAAUUGGCAAGGAGUAGCAACUUCAUCCUUCUCCACUUAGUUGCUCUCCUACACACUCUCGGUUGGUGCUGUUAUGUGAUUCCUGAUUCUAAUGUGUGGACAAUGGAUAUUCCAUCUUCAGAGGUGACAUUUAAGUGCUUCUAGCUCAACAUUGGACAGUCCUGCCCAUCCUUUGUUUCUUCCAAUUGCCUCUCCAGCCACAACUUGCACUUGCCUUUGAGGAAGAGCUGUAUGUAGAUAAAGGGUGGUCAACGAUGGGGAUGCAUUGGGACAAAAUACACAGGGGAGAGGAAGCAGACGCCCUUUACCCUUCCAUGUGUUAUGUGAAUGGUGCCAUAACAUGCAGUUCACUCCCCUGGCCACAGAGGAAAGGAGUGUGGAGGUGGGAUGGAAAAAGAGAAUGGGUGGCCUUCUUGUUUUCAAGCUUCCUGUUCCCAUGCAAAUGGUUUAAAUAAGCUCAGCAAUGAGGUUGGUUUGGGGGGCUGCACCAAAGGGCAGCCUUCACUUCUUACAAGCCAGAAAGACCCUUUGCAGGCUAGGCCAGAGGUCUUUUCUUGGACCUUUUAGGACUUCCCUGUAUCUCCAGACCAAUGCCAGAUGCUCAACCAGGAGAUCAACAAGAUGGGUGGAAUAGGAUAAGCCAUUACUUAUGGAGUAGAUUGUUGCAAGUUCAGCAGGAUGUGGUCAAAAAGUGUGUAGGAAAGAAUGUACAGCGCAUGGUCAGCAAACUGUUCAUGGGUUCCGGUAGUGCUGCUUAACAAUGCAAUUCUCCUUCUCUCUCUUUAAACUAUUUUUUCCUAUAACCUUAUGGGUUGGGGGUAAGGUAUAGCCAGAUCAAACAUUUUUAUAGUACUGAAUGUGAUGGGGGUGCUAUUCUAGCAGCAAAAACUCAAUACAAUGGUACGUAUAUCUAGUACAUCAACUAGUGGUUAAAUAAUAAUUUGCCUUCCCUGCCACUGAAACAGAGAGGUGCAGAGACCAGAGAAACUAAAGGGAGGUUUCGUGUAGGACAAUUUGGCUGAAGUGGAAAGGUGGGUGGGCAGAGGAAAGUUGAGUUGCAAUUUUGAGGUGUUUACAUUGCAUGGUGUGUGCCUGACUCCGUGCAGUCCUGGAAGUGGACCGGUGGUUGUUUUAAAAGCACCCCUCCCGCCUGGUGGGAGGGCUUCCUGUUUCUGCCCAGUUUUGUGGCUCCAAUGUUUAACCGUCGGGAAAUGUGGGGAUUCGAUUUUUUAUUAUUUCAGGGCAGGCGGCAACGGAUUGCGGGCGCCCAACCCCUCUGCCCAAACGGAAAACAAAAUAAAUUAAUAGCUCAAUUGAUGUGCGAGCCCUGAAUGCGGGGGAAGAAGUGGUGAUUUAGCUGCAGGGUUUUCCAAUGUGAACAGCACAACAUACAAUCCAACAGAUAGUUUUUCCCUUCAGUCUGCAAACUUCCAUUGCAUCCCCUCUUGUACCAGAUGAGCAGGAGAAAGGACUAAAUUCUGAGUUCUUGAGUAGCAAGACUGGCUCGGUAUUUGGAUCCUGCUUUACCCUCUACUAGUUUUCCAUCAUGUUACGCAUCCAGAUGGUAGCGCUAAAGAUUUGCCUUUGUACUGCAUUCUGCAGGAUCCUGUUAUACAACAUCUUAUUUCUACUCAUAGAGAAAGCAGAAAGUCCCUCCUGUCUCCCAAAAUAGUUUGGUUCCAAGUUUUUAAUCAUGUUCUUAUCCUCUUAACUUUAUUGGUGGUCAUUCCCUUCUGCUUCCCUUCAAGAGUCCUGUUGGGGAGUUGUCGAGUGUUCUGCCCCUACUUGGCUUUGUAUUUGUACCACUCAUUGGGUCUUUGAUUUGGAAGGAGCCAAAAAGACCAUCUAGGACAGUGGUUCUCAACCUGGGGCCCCCAGAUGUUUUUGGCCUUCAGCUCCCAGAAAUCCUAACAGCUGGUAAACUGACUGGGAUUUCUGGAAGUUCUAUACUACGCAGGAAUCAAUACUAUGCAGGAAUCCACACCAAAACUUUCCUGCCCAUCCAACCUGUUUCAUAGAGGUUGAGGCGUGGACCUCGAACCUACACUUGAAUGUGGCAAUCUCACACAUAGUUUUUCCCUACAGUUUCUGCAAACUUCCAUUGCAUCUCCAUUUGUACCAGGGGGUCAAAGGAGGAGAGUCUACUACUAUUCUACAAUUGGGUUGCUGUGAGUUUUCUCAGCUGUAUAGCCAUGUUCCAGAAGCAGUCUCUCCUGACGUUUCACCCAUGUUUAUGGCAGGCAUCCUCAGAGGGCCUCACAACCUCUGAGGAUGCCUGUCGUAGAUGUGGGUGAAAUGUCAGGAGAGAAUGCUUCUGGAACAUGGCCAUACAGCCCAGAAAACUCACAGCAACACAGUGAUUCUGGCCAUGACAGCCUUCUACAUCAUAUUAUAUAAUUGAAUUAUUACAAUAAAUAAUUUUUUCCUAAUAUGUAGGUAGAAUGUCUCAUAAUUUGAAUCCUUUGGUUUGUGUUCUAGCCUCUAAAGCAGCAAAAAUAAGCUUGCUCUGUCUUCUAAACAACAUCCCUUAAGAUAUGUAAUGAUGGGAAUGGUUUCACCUUCACCAAAGAGCCAGGUGUACUGUUUAGGACCACUGCUCUUUCCCAUUGUCCUAUUGUCUGGGGAUGUGCAGGUGUCAUUAUGCCGUCACACCCAGGCACCUUUUAAAGCUUUAAGAUGUGCUUCUUCCUUUGCCCAGGUGAACUGUGGGGGCCUUACUUAGAAGCUCUGGAAAUCCCAGUAACCAAAGGCACUUCAGGUUGAACACUCAAACAAAAUUUUAUUUUCACAAAGUCCUUGGCACACGUAAUUAAGGUUGCAAAUAUAAACAGUCAACUUAAAAAACCUUGCAGAUGUUCCUUUCUUGCUUUUCCCCUUUAGUUGCUGGGUUAACUUCCACCAAAGGAGAAGAGAUCCUGAGAUCCUCUUUACCCUAGCCCUGAGCUGCUAUCAAAAAGGUCUAUAACUAUCUAAGCUCAAAGCUAGUUUUUGAGGCGAAGUUGGUAGGGCUUCUUCCAGUGAUAAAGAAAUCCAGAGAUGUUCUCUGCCCCAGUGCCAAGUUACUAUUUUUAGAAAGAACAGGUCCUUCCCUAUCUAUGCUCGGCACUGGUUUUAAAGGCAGGUCAGUACUUACGAUGGCUUUGUCAGAGUUGGCCUGGCUUGGCCACACAAGCACAUCUAAGUUCUUUCUUCUUCAGUCUAGAAGGCAAAAGGCUUCUCAAAAUGGAGCCUUCUUUCCCCAGGAAAAGGGGCGGUCUCCAGAACAAAAAGAUACAUUUGCAGGCUGCCAGAAGCUUUGCUAAGCUGGCUACAAACUGCUAAUGCCUAACUAUCAGAGUGCUGCAGAAUCUGCAGCAACCCUGGAGCAAAUACAAACAGGUGCUAUUUUCUACAGCUAUGGAAAAAUGCAAACUAAACCUCUGGGGGAUGGAACAGUCAUGUCUGCCCGAACUAUGUUUUACAACCAUAAUCAUGUCUAGUAACAGUUGUCUUAGUCACAAUAGGCCAUACCUUAGAUUUGCCUAGGUUAGAUUCCUGUAAUGAAUCCUUUGUGGGAGCCCUUGCAGACUGAACACCAGAAAUGCUAAAAUAUUGACAGCAAUAAUUGCAAAGAGAAUAAAUAGCUUAAUAUAUAAUUAUAUUAAAAAGGAUCAAUGUGGAUUUAUUCCUGGAAGAAAUAUGUCAAAUCUAGUGGGAAGAGUACUAAAUAAAUUCAUACAAUUAAGGGGCGGGGGGGGGGGGGGGGGAGGAAUCAAAGGCAGGGAUAUUGGCCCUAGAUGUAUUCAAAGCAUUUGAUUGUGUUUCAUGGACAGCAUUAAAAAUAUAUUAGAAAGAUUUGGAUUAGGAGAGAGAUUUAGAGGAUUUAUUGAGAAAUUAUACUCAACUAAUUAUGUUGCAAUUCAAGUAAACGAUGGCCUAACCGAGAAAAUAAGAUUAACUCGAGGGACAAGACAGGGACGCCCCCUUUCACCUACCCUAUUCGCAAUAGGUAUAGAAAUAUUAGAAAAUACGAUACGAGAGGAUACAAAUAUAAAGGGGAUAGGGAGGGAGGGAAGAUAUAAGAUAUGUUUAUUUGCAGACAAUACGCUAUUAACCCUUGAAAAUCUAAUAGAACAGUUAAAAAGAAUAGAAACACACUUAACGGAGUUUGAGGAAGUCACAGGGGUUCAUGUUAAUUGGAAAAAAAUCAGAAAUUUGAUUAUUUAAUUAUACUAAAGAAGAGGAAGAGAAAAUAAGAGAAGGGAGAUUGUGUAGAAUAAAAAUAAAGAAGUCAAUAAAAUACUUAGAAAUCAAUAUAUCUAAAGAAAUUGGCAAUUUAGAAAGAGAUAAUAUAAUCAGAUUAAGAAAAAUGUUAAGGAUACUCUGGCUAAAUUUACCAAGCUUAAACUGUCUUGGUUCGGUAGAAUCGCAUUAAUAAAAAUGAAAAUAUUACCCAAAAUAAUUUUUUUGUUUAGAAUGCUACCUAUUAAAAUUUCAACUGGUGAAAUUACAAAUUGGCAGAUUUCCAACACUUCUCAUCCGUUUUUCCUUUAUUAUAUAAUGCCAAUUUCUUCGGAGUCAAGUACCACAUGUAGAACAUUUUAUACCAAUUCUCCUUGAUCUCCACUGAAUAUGAAUACCCUAAUUUCUUUAUCCAUAACUCCUCCCAUUGACUCAUGCUGAUAGUGUGUCCAACUAUUCUGGCCCAUUUUACCAUCACGUCCUUUACUUGCUCUUCUUCUGUUGCCCAAAUAAGUAAUUGUCUGUAUAAUAUUUUUAUUAAUUUUUUGUCUAUCUGUAAAAUUUUGUCCCAAAAUGAUUCUUGAAUUUCAAAUCCUUUCUUUUUAUCUUCCUUGUAUUCUUCAUUGAUCUGCCAGUACUGAAGCCAGUUUAUGGUUGGGUCAAUUUCUCUAAUCUCCUCAUAUGAUUUUAACUUGACCUCUUGGUUGUUAAUUGUUAGUAAUUGUUUAUAGGUGAUCCACUUUUCGCUUGGGGUUUCUCUUCUGUGGUAUGCUUCGCGUGGCGAGUACCACAUAGGAGUUUUUGUAUGUAAUCUGUUGCUAUACUUUUUAUCAAUGCUGCCCUAAUAAAGUGGUUUUUAAAGUUU
Messenger RNA from Anolis carolinensis (green anole), 7227 nucleotides. It is a transcript of the gene coq8b, whose product is annotated as coenzyme Q8B. Bases 139 to 1851 code for a protein of 570 amino acids. The transcript is spliced from 14 exons. The record is from RefSeq and is a predicted model, not a curated record. NCBI's taxonomy places the organism in Eukaryota, Metazoa, Chordata, Lepidosauria, Squamata, Anolidae. Gene Ontology annotation, biological process: ubiquinone biosynthetic process.